GCGAAGCGUUCGCGACGUCAGAUACCCUUCACCCCGGGGGCGGGGCGGUGAACACGUUGCAUGACCUUUGCCGCCGGAAGUGAGGCUCUCGCCGAGUGACCGCCCUCUCCGUCCCUGUGGGUGGCGGUGGGGAAACCGUGUGUAGCAGUUUGUAAAAUCAGAGGCUUGUUGCAUUUAGUCUGAAGGAGCGAUGGCUGUUUGUGUCGCUUUGAAGCGGCCGGGCUUGUGGUGCAGGUUUACUGUGACCGCGGCUCGAUUUAGUCGCACUGAGCGGUUUUUUAAUCAAGGAGCCAAGGUUCUGUACCAAAGUAAUGACUCUACUCAAGUCGUAAAGCUCUCUGAAAUGCAAACGCUGAUGCUGCCACCUGGAACGUUUAAGGGUAAACUAGCUUUUAUCACUGGUGGAGGUACUGGACUCGGGAAGGGAAUGACAACUGCCUUGUCCUCUUUGGGUGCUGAAUGUGUUAUUGCAAGUAGAAAACUGGAUGUUUUGAAGCAGACAGCAGAAGAAAUCUCUUUGCAAACUGGAAACAAGGUUCAUGCAAUUCAGUGUGAUGUGAGAGAUCCAAACUCUGUGAAAUCUACAGUGGAGCAAAUGUCUAAAGUGGCAGGACUUCCUGAUGUUAUUAUAAACAAUGCUGCUGGAAACUUCAUCUCGCCCUCGGAACGACUUUCUGCUAAUGCUUUUAAAACUAUUGUAGAUAUUGUUCUUAAUGGUUCUGCAUAUGUAACUCUAGAAAUUGGAAAAGAAUUGAUUAAAGCAAAAAAAGGUGCAUGUUUCCUCUCUGUUACUACCAUCUAUGCAGAGACUGGAUCAGGAUUUGUCAUGCCCAGUGCCUGUGCAAAAGCGGGAGUGGAAGCCAUGAGCAAGUGA
Molecule: messenger RNA, 874 nt
Organism: Rhincodon typus (whale shark)
Lineage: Eukaryota; Metazoa; Chordata; Chondrichthyes; Orectolobiformes; Rhincodontidae
Product: 2,4-dienoyl CoA reductase 1, mitochondrial
Exons: 6
Coding region: 191-874 (227 amino acids)
Biological process (GO): fatty acid beta-oxidation
Cellular component (GO): mitochondrion
Molecular function (GO): 2,4-dienoyl-CoA reductase (NADPH) activity
Source: RefSeq, a predicted model, not a curated record